Molecule: messenger RNA, 4709 nt
Organism: Xenopus tropicalis (tropical clawed frog)
Lineage: Eukaryota; Metazoa; Chordata; Amphibia; Anura; Pipidae
Gene: slc39a10
Product: solute carrier family 39 member 10
Exons: 10
Coding region: 206-2710 (834 amino acids)
Biological process (GO): bicarbonate transport; metal ion transport; transmembrane transport
Cellular component (GO): membrane
Molecular function (GO): metal ion transmembrane transporter activity
Source: RefSeq, a predicted model, not a curated record
UCGGUGUGAGUGCGUCACCGCGCGUAUUUAGCGCCUUGGAGCCGUGACGUCACGUUCCCGCGAGAUGCGCCUAGCGCCGCCUGGGUGAGAGGCCGGCAGGAGCCGAGUAGCUGGGCAUUGGAAUGGCGUUGCGGGACAUUUAAACAGCUUUUCGGAAGUGCUGGCUGUGUUAAGGAAAGCGAGGCUGCUGGGCGGUGAAAUAGAAAUGAAGGUACAUAUGCACACAAAAUUCUGCAUCAUUUGUUUAUUGACAUUUCUGUUUCAUCACUGCAACCAUUGCCAUGAAGAUGUGCAUGAUCACAUUUCUGAUCAAAGGCACUUUCAUAGUCACAGUGACUACCAGAUCUCGGAACAGCCUUAUCUUAAGAACAGCGGUCUAGAGUUAUCGACUGACAAGAAUACAGCGCCAGAUGCUGAGCAUGAACAAAAAUAUUACAUUGAAAAACUUUUCCAUAGAUAUGGGGACAAUGGAAGGCUGUCCUUUAAUGGGCUGGAAAAACUCUUGGACAGUUUAGGCCUCGGAGAGGUUAAAGUUGUUGAAAUUGUCCAUGAAGAUCUUGGCCAUGAUCAUGUUUCCCAUUUGGAUGUCUUAGAUUUACAAGAAAGAAGGCAUACUCACGUGCAUGAUACGUUGCAAUCCCAUGCUCACAGUGAUGCAGAUAACGAAACCAAGAGUACAUCACCCAUUACAGAUGUACAUACAUGUCAAGAAAGAAAAGCAGAAUCACAUGUACCUAAGAAAUCACACAGUCCCUCUGAGCACCAUCAUGGACAUAAUGGCACACACCAUUCACAUAAUUCUCAUAACCGUUCCAAUUCACACAAUCAUUCAGUAAGUGAAAUAGAACAUGAAGGACAUGGUCAGGACCUGCAAAUUAGUUUAAAUGCCACUCAUGAUGGUACUGAAAGAAAGGCACACAAACACAAAAAGAAUCGAAAAGGAAAGAAAAAUGCUGAGACAACUGUGGGUUCAGAUAUUUUAUUUCAUCAUGUGCACGAUGAAACACAUGAGCAUAACCACGUUCACAAAUCAGACACUACCCCGGGUUCCUCUCCUAUCCAUGAACUUGCAAAUAAUGAUAGUGGGGACCAUCAUUCAGGAUAUCAUCUGGGGGCUGAAAACAGAACAAGAAACACCAAGAAAAGGGAAGCCCCACAUGACAAUCACAGCUUGAAAAAUCAUGACCUGGUUUUAGCUCAGAAUCAUAAGGAGCAUGGCGAGGAACAUCAUGAACACGAUGAGUGCUUGAACAUCACUCAGCUGCUUCAUUAUUAUGGCCUGAAUGCCAAUUCUCCAAUUUCACCUGACCAGUUUGCAUAUAUCUGCCCAGCUCUGGUGUAUCAGAUUGACAGUAGGCUUUGCAUUAAACAUUUUUCAGAUUUGCAAGUGGAGAAUGUGGAGAAAAGUAAAGCUGGAGCCUCCGCCUGGAUUUGCGGCCUGAUCUCAAUCACUGUCAUAAGCUUGCUCUCAUUACUUGGUGUUAUCUUGAUUCCGAUCAUUAACCAAGGCUGCUUCAAGUAUCUUCUCAACUUCCUGGUUGCUUUAGCUGUUGGAACGCUCAGUGGGGAUGCACUGCUUCAUCUGCUACCUCAUUCACAAGGGGGCCAUGAUCAUGGUACAGAAGCCCCUAAUCACAGUCACGAGCACAAUCAUGAAUCUCUGCACAGUGAGGAUCAGUCUUUUCUCAGCGAGUAUGACGGUGUUAUGAAGGGUCUUGUUGCUUUGGGUGGAAUUUAUCUCCUGUUUAUUGUGGAGAACUGCCUGUGGAUGUUUAAACAUUACAAGGAAAGAAUGGGGAAGCGGAAGUGGCUAAAGAGAAAACAGAAAUUGGAUGAGGCUGCAGUUGGCAGAAAAUUAUCUGAUCACAGCUCAAAUCGGAGGUCUGAUGCAGAAUGGCUUCAACUUAAGCCUUUAGAAGCGAUGCAAGAUUCUGUUACUUGUGAAAACCAACAACUGAAUCAGACAGAAAUGACAUAUGUAGAGAAUGUUCUGCAGUCCCCAGCGAAAGUCUUUAUUCCAGCCGAUGAAAGAACUGCUCAUGCCAACAAAGAUGCCUCCCAUUAUGAUGAUGACAACCAUAGCCUGCAAGAUGGACAGUAUGAGAAUAAUCAUGAAAAGAUGGAGGUGCCAAAGAAACACAACCAUAACAAACAUUCUCAUCACUCACACGGCCACUGCCAUUCUGGAAAAGAUAUGAAGGACACCGGCAUUGCUAGUAUAGCAUGGAUGGUUAUAAUGGGAGAUGGCAUGCAUAACUUCAGUGAUGGUUUAGCAAUAGGUGCUGCAUUCAGUGCUGGGAUAACAGGAGGCAUUAGUACAUCAGUAGCUGUGUUCUGUCAUGAGCUGCCCCAUGAAUUAGGGGAUUUUGCUGUCCUUCUGAAGGCUGGUAUGACUGUAAAACAAGCAAUUGUGUACAAUCUUCUGUCUGCAAUGAUGGCUUACGUAGGGAUGUUGAUUGGAACCGCCGUUGGACAGUAUGCCAAUAAUAUCACCCUUUGGAUCUUUGCUAUUACAGCAGGCAUGUUUCUGUAUGUAGCGCUAGUAGACAUGCUUCCAGAAAUGCUCCACGGAGAUGGAGAACAUGAAGAAAAUGGACAUUGUGCAGUUGGACAGUUUAUUUUAAAGAACUUAGGACUCCUCCUUGGAUUUACCAUCAUGCUGCUCAUUGCACUGUAUGAAGAUAAAAUAGUGCUAGACAUUCAGUUCUGAUUCUUCAUUGUAUCUGGUGUGACUCAUUUGUAAAACGCGUCUCUGUUGGCUGCUUGCUAUGUACAGACAUUGUCCAGCUGCUGAUUUCCGUGCCUGUCUGCAACAUUCACAUGUGAAUAGUAUCCAAAAGGUACAGGUACACUUACCAGUUUUAAGGCUACACUCCUGUACUGGCAUAAAGGUAAAGUAGCAUUUCCUUUAAUGGACAAAACCCCAUGAGGAUACAACUUAUUGUGUGCUCAGAAUGUCCCUAGUGUGCAUGUUUGCAUUAGUGGUAGCUGCCAUAUUGGUUCAUUACAUUGAAGCAGUCUAACAUCACCUAAAGUGGAGCUGAGCAGUCAGCUUAUACCUUAGUCUCCAAUGCAAGUAAAUUUAAAGAAGAUAUGAAAGUGUUAUUCUUGAAGAUGAUGCCAUCAAAGUGUUUUUCCUGGACAAUAUUUGCAAAUGUUGGUCACCACAUAAGUUACAACAUGUUUCUAAGAGUAGAGUGUAAAUUCUCCAGUGAGGAGGGCUACAUGAAGGUAAAUGUGUUGGUCAGGAGCAGUGCCAGUGGGCUCAGUGAGCUACAGUAAGGGGGGGAUUGUGCAUUUCCAAAGUCUCACAGCACCCAUGGGAUUGUUCUGUGUAGCUGGAGACACAUGUGCCAGUCUAGAUAAUUUCCCUGUUUGUAUUUGUGUAUAUAUGCCUCUUUCUGUACUCUUUCUAGGGGUCAGUGUGUGUGGUUCAUUCUGAUCACAGUGCUGGAUAAUGGCUGAGGCCGUAUGUGCGUAUAGUUACAGAGCAUAUAUAUUAAUUAGUUCACUUGCAUCCCAGGCUCUCCGAAUAUAAACCAAAAUGUAUAUAUGAUAAUCGUAUCACAGUACCUAGAAAUACAUUAAUUUCAGUUCAGUAGAUCUGCUAAAGCCUUGUGUCCCCUCGGGAGAGAGAAUUCUUGGGCCAUAUUGUAAUUGUGCUCUUUGGAGUGGAAAUUAAGGGUCUCUGCUCACCCACCGCCUCCACAGACAUACUGUGACAUGAUGUGGCCUUUGAACAUGUUUUAUAUAAAGAAACAGUUGGCCAGUGGUGCUUUAGAUAUUUGUUUCUUUCCUGCAAACAUUGCAUUGCUUCCCUAACCUUAAAUAUGGCAGAAGGCUAUUCCCUUGACUUUCUCAAGGUGUUUUUUAUUAUUAACCUUUGGGCAUUAACAGGUUAGGGCUUUUUAGUUUGAUUACCAGUGCUGAGGGCUAAGUAAACCUUGCAUACAAAAGUCACUUAUGGUCAUUUAGUAACAUUUGCAAUAUAUCUGCAUGGUUUGGAUGUUUUGGUGAUGCAGUGUAACUGUAUUGUGAGUGUGGGAGUUGCCAAGCAAUCACAAGUGGCUGUGGAAAUGACUGCUAUCAAAUCAUUCACUUGGAAUGCAGUAGGGUAGCGUAUUAGAUAGGAGCAUAUGGAAACAAAUGUGUAUGCAGAUUGCACAUGCUGCUAAAUUAACAUACGGACCAACACACUAGAGAUUUAAUUACAGGGUUUACUGUCCCUUUAAAUGUUUUUAAAACUUAGUUUUGUAUAACAGGAAACUUUUCUUUUCUAACUUCACUUCAUAAACAAUUGUCCUUGGUACCAGCAAAAAGUCCUGUUCGUGUUGCAUACUGUUUUUAAGGGAUGCACUGAAUCAACUGUUUGGGAUUUGGCCAAAUGCUGCACUGAGUCCAAAUCUAAUUUGCUUAUGCCUCAAAAGGGUUAAUGUGAACCUCGAGCUAACAUCCAUGAUUUUAUGGAUUUGGAUUCACUUCAGACAGGCACUUGGAAAAAGUCUGAAUCCCGACUGAAUCCUGGAUUUAGUGCAUCCCUAUUGUUUUGCAUGUAAAGAAUGACUGACUGUAUGGGAACUGUAAUGUGCAUACAGGUGUCCAAGUGUGGCCUUAAAUGCUGUGUGGUACCUAAUUCUCUUCUAGGUUCCAUGCAGUCCUCGCUGGGGAACGCGUUCUUCAGUCACUGUGUAUGCUUUGCUCUGCUGAAU